AUGCAUGCCUGGUGGAGCUCAAUUGUGGAGGGCUUGGCUUUUGGGCUGGUGAUGGUGAUGUUGCCAUCGAUGAUUUACGACCAGACUCUCAAUGCCAGAUUUAUGGUGGAGAAGGGAUUCGGCGUCGAGGUGCCUAGGAAGGAGGAUGAUGGAUCAUUCACGGGUGAUGAUAUUGUGAAGAGUUUGAAGUUUACGAUGGUAGAUGACGAAGGAGAUGUAUUGAGCUCAAGGGCGAAGGAGUGCGUGGAUGUGUUCGGCGAUAGGGAACUACAUGACCUCUAUAACGCCGAGGCCACCAUAGAUCUCCCUUCCGAUCAUCUCCGCCCAUAUCUCAAAAAAGCUUUCGACAGCUUGGGCCAAAAGCACUCAUAUCUCGUACAAAACAAGCAAAUCUCAUCCUCUAAUUGCAUCAUCUUCGAUUAUGCCACCUACUGGGUUCCCUCAAUUGAAGCAAAGUUUGGAGUGUCGUUACUGGGCAGAGCCGAUGCCGGCAGUACGGUUGAGAAAAUCUUCGUGCUCCCUUCCUGGAUUACCUUCCCUUCCACCAUCGCUUACUCUGUUUUUGAGGCUCCCGAAUUGUUUGAUCCAUUAGUAAUUCCAGAUGCUUCAGGUGUAUCUGAAACCUACCGAUUUGGGAAAUCGAUAGAGGGAUGCCAACUCGUGCUGAUCCGCAACUGCAAGGAAUUGGAGUCUGAAUGGCUACAACUUCUUGGCCAGAUUUAUGAGAAACCAGCAGUUCCUGUGGGCCUUCUACCCUCAACAGAACAAAGAUGGCACGAGGCAUUUCAAUGGCUGGACAGGCAGGACAAAGGUUCUGUUGUGUAUGUUUCCUUUGGAAGCGAGGUGAAGCUAAGUGCUGCGCAAGUGAAGGAGAUCGCCAUCGGUCUUGAAGAAAGCAAAAAAUACUAUAAGUAG
Molecule: messenger RNA, 915 nt
Organism: Phalaenopsis equestris
Lineage: Eukaryota; Viridiplantae; Streptophyta; Magnoliopsida; Asparagales; Orchidaceae
Product: putative UDP-rhamnose:rhamnosyltransferase 1
Source: RefSeq, a predicted model, not a curated record